Ostreococcus lucimarinus CCE9901 is the source of this 1332-nucleotide messenger RNA. RefSeq names its product MOP(MATE) family transporter: multidrug efflux. Gene Ontology annotation, molecular function: antiporter activity; xenobiotic transmembrane transporter activity. The transcript has a single exon. NCBI's taxonomy places the organism in Eukaryota, Viridiplantae, Chlorophyta, Mamiellophyceae, Mamiellales, Bathycoccaceae. Gene Ontology annotation, biological process: transmembrane transport. Gene Ontology annotation, cellular component: plasma membrane. Bases 1 to 1332 code for a protein of 443 amino acids. The record is from RefSeq and is a predicted model, not a curated record.
AUGUCGACGCCCGCCGCGGUGUGGUACGUCGGAUGGCCGACCACGGUCAUAGGGCUCAUGCGGUCGUUUUUUCCGCUCACGGACACGUUUUGGGUGGGGAAACUCGGGAUCGUGGAGCUGAACGCGCUGUGCUCGAACGCGUUCGCGGGGUGGAUGCUGUAUCUGCUGUGCAGCGUGGUGGCGUGCGGGGUGCAGAACAGGGUGUCGAUGAAGGUUGGCGCGGAGAAAUACGAUGACGUGGGACCGGUGCUUCGAGAUGGGCUGUACGGGGCGGUGCUGACGUACGCGUUCUUGGCGUGCUUGUUGCCGUUUACGGCGGUGUACACGUCGACGCUGGGGAUCCAGAGCGGGGGGACGUUCGCGAUCGGGCAGUCGCACUUGCGGGCGUCGCUCAUAGGUUCGGUGGGACUGUGCUUCAGUAAUAUAUUAGAAGCUACGUUGCGCGGGUUUGGGUCGAUGAAACCCGCGCUGUGGGUGACGGCGUUCAUGGUCCUGUGCAACAUGGUUUUGGAUCCGUUGUUGAUUUACGGCAUGGGUCCUUUUCCGCAGCUCGGCGUCGCGGGCGCCGCGGUGGGGACGAGCCUGUCAAAUUGCAUCGGUGCGGUUAUGUUUUAUCGCAUGCUCAUCAAAGACUUCAAGGUGAAGAUUCCCAUAACGCGGCCAGACGUGAAAAUGCUCAAGGACAUAGUCGCCAUCGGCGCGCCCAUCGCGGUCGCGGGCAUCGUGUUCGCCUUGGUGUACGUCGGUCUCGGUCGAAUUCUGACCUCCCUGGACCCGAUGUCGCUCACCGCGAUGGGACUCGGACAGCAGUUUGAAAACAUCCCCUACACCGUCACGGAGGCGUUCCGCAUCGGCACGUCCACCAUCGUCGGCCAGUGGGUCGGCGCCCGCAACGCUACGCGCGCGAGAGACGCGGGUUGGAGCGCGAUUCGCAUCGCAUCCGCGGCUUUGAUACCUUUCGGUGUCGUAUUCAUCGCUUUUGCGCCGCAAUUCGUCGGGCUCUUGACCCAGAAUCCCGCCGUCGCCGCGCACGCCGUGCAGUACAUGUACUGGAACUUCCCGAUUGUCUCUUUCAUGGCGCUCGAGUGCGCCGCCGAGGGUGCGUUCACGGGCACCGGCGUCACGUAUCCCGUGCUCGUCAUCGCCAUCCUGCUCAACUUUAGCCGUCUUCCGAUCGCCGCCGCGCUGGCGCCGAUAUACGGCGUUUCCGGCGUCUGGUUCACCAUCGUCUUCACGCAAGUCAUAAAGAGUUGCCUGAAGACGAUUUGGCUCCGCAAGGUGUUCAACGAUCUCAUAAAAGAGGAGCGCGGCGCCGGCGCGGCGACCGCGUGA